This is a messenger RNA of Neoarius graeffei (lesser salmon catfish), 1489 nucleotides long. RefSeq names its product E3 ubiquitin/ISG15 ligase TRIM25. Gene Ontology annotation, molecular function: protein binding. Lineage: Eukaryota; Metazoa; Chordata; Actinopteri; Siluriformes; Ariidae. The transcript has 5 exons. The record is from RefSeq and is a predicted model, not a curated record. The coding region runs from base 38 to 1207 and encodes 389 amino acids.
UUCACUUUCGGUUCUCAGUAAAAAGCUCCUUGCAGUGAUGAUGGCGCCGUAUGAAGACCUGGUGAUAUUUAUAGCGAAUCAGCUGAAAUGUCCGAUUUGUUUCGACAUGUUCACAGACCCGGUGACUUUAGCGUGCGGACACAGUUACUGCCUCCAGUGCAUUAACGGCCAUUUACAGAGGAAUGGAAGGAGAUGCCCUGAGUGUCGGGCUGAGCUCAGAGCAAACUGCAAACUCCACAAAAAUGUCACCAUCAGCACCAUUCUGGAAUUACAGGAAGUGGGGGGUCGGGAAAUGUGGGACAGGGUCCUAACCGGAAGUGAGGAAGAGUUUCCUCAGGAUGCUCUGCAGAGAAAACUGAACUUCUUGAAGCAGGAGGUGGAAAAGAUUGAAAUGCUGCUAGCUGAAGUUCCUGGUGUCUUUCAGAAUGGGAGCUGUUUCAUCGGAGACAGUAUCAGGACUUAUGAGUCGUCAUCAUCAGUGAAUGUGUUGAGUUCUUCAGUGGGCUGUGAAGGAGGAAGUCAUUGUGCUGAGAACAUCUCGCGUUUUACGUCACUUACUCAGACUGAUGAGGUUGUUAAGAACUUGGAGUCUGGUUUAGACAAGAACAGAGCGAGUGUGUCAGAGGAUCCAGACUCUCUCAGAGGGUUUUCUGAGGGUGGAACAGCUGAAGCUGCAGCUCUUAGUGCUGAGUUUGUCUCGCUGUCCUUCUCGACCCAGCUGGGUCACCGGCGUUUGACUUUCCUCCCUUUGAAACAGAGGAUAGAGGUGAGGUCAUCUCUGCCUCUGAGGACGCAGUUCUGCCGUUUCGAGGCAUGUCAGUGGAUGGCGGAGCAGGAGUUCACCACAGGGAGGCAUUAUUGGGAUACAGAGACGAGCGCGUGCAGUGGCUGGGCGGUUGGAGUGGCAUACGCCCACCUGGGACAAAGCAAGCGGCUUGGGAGGAGUAAAUCAUCCUGGUGUAUCGAGUGGAGCAGCAGCAGAUUCAGUGCCUGGCACGAUGGCACAGAGACACUGCUGAAACAGAGACACCCGAGAAGACUCCGAGUCCUGCUGGACAUGGAUGCUGGACAUCUCUCCUUCUGGAGUGGAGCAGAUGGAGAAGCCGAGCUGUACAAUGUUCGGGUGAAGUUCACAGCCCCGGUUAGACCCGUGUUCUGGCUGUUUGGGACAAAGCCAGGAAACGCCCUGUCCUUCCCCAGACCCUGACUCGGGUCUCACUCUGUCGUGUCCUGAACUCGUCCACACUGAGAUGGAAAAGACACAAAAUAAUCUUUGUUAGUUGUUGUAUUGUUUAUAUUUUGUGUGGAUCAUAUUAAACAACAAAUAAAUAAUGAUUGGAGUUAAUGUAUGAAAAUGACCACAAAUGUUUUUUUUUUUUUUUUAAUUCAUAAAAUACAAAUCAGGCACCUACAUGUAAUGUAUAAAUAUUUCUUUAGUAUUUUACAUAUUUUAAUAAGAAAUUAUUUUUAUUUUUAUUUACUGUAGACA